Penicillium egyptiacum is the source of this 723-nucleotide messenger RNA. The record is from the annotation of a GenBank genome assembly. Lineage: Eukaryota; Fungi; Ascomycota; Eurotiomycetes; Eurotiales; Aspergillaceae.
AUGCUCUCCAACACCAACCUCCAACCAACAGAAAGACACACCGAACCCCCAAUACCCACCCCGCCUAUCACAAAACCACCCCAAUACCCAAAAUACCUCUACUUCGCCUACGGCUCCAAUCUCUCGCCAGCCCAAAUGAAAACCCGCUGCCGUAUCAACCCCACGCACUCCGCCAAGCCACUAGCAAUCGCAACCCUCCCAUACUGGCGCUGGUUAAUCGGUGAAUCGGGGUACGCAAACGUCCUCCCACCACCUAGUCUACGCGUCGCGAAUCAAGACUCCGAAUCCGCACAUAAGAUUCCCACUUCCGGGUCCGAGGACGCAGUCUACGGCGUUCUUUACCAGAUGGAUAUUGGCGAUGAGAGGAUUCUGGAUGGUUAUGAGGGUGUUGAUGAAGAUGCUGCUGGCGCGGGGGCUGGGGAUGGUGUGCCUGUUUGUGUUAGGCCUCGGGUGCAAGGGAAUGGGUCUUAUAGUAAGUGGUUUGUUAAGGCGGAUGUUGUGACGUGGUUGGAUGGGGCGGAAGGGGUUAGGGCGUCGCUUGAGAAUAGGGAGGGGAAGGUGCCGGCUUUGGUUUAUGUUGAUGAGAACUGCGUUCGCCUUUCUGAGCCGAAGUUUGAGUAUAUUGCGAGGAUGAAUCGGGCUAUUCGGGAGUCUGUGGAUUUGGGGGUUCCUGUGGGAUGGGUCGACAGUGUUAUGAGGAAGUUCAUUCCUGUAGAAUACUAG